AUGGAGCUCGACCAGCUCGCCACGAACGCCUAUGGCGUCGCCGCCCAGGUCGCGGACCUGGACAGCUUCUUGCUGAAGAGUUUCGAGGAAGGCUUCUUCCCUGCAGGUGAGGUCGAGGUUGCCGAGGAGACGGCGAAAGCGAACUUCUUCGCAUGUGGCGUCAAGCAGGGCGACGACAGAGUGCUGGAGGAGCUGCAUGGUAACGGGUACCGCUUCGGAAUGAAGUGUGCUGCGGGGAAGCGCUACAAGACAUGGUUGAAGAACCGCGCUGAGGAAGAGAAGGAAUACGACGAGAAGACCGAUGCCGAGCAGAAGAAGUACAGGGAGAAAUGGGGGGCAUAUCGCUACGGGGAGCACGUCGGGCACCGUUCCAAAGUCACGGGCCGCAGCCAGAAGAAGCGGCAGGAGUUCGAGUACGAGGAGAAGAGCAGGCUCAAUGAGAUGGGCGAGACCUGGGAGCAUCGCGAAGAGGAGCACGCGCCCAAGAAGCGGAUCAAGCAUGAGAGUGGCAGCAGUGGUAGCGGCGCGAGCGGGGGCAACCAGCGGCCUCCUGCGGCCGCGGCAGCUGGCGGCCAGCCUGGCGCCGAGGCGACCCCAGGCGGCCAG
Prorocentrum cordatum is the source of this 606-nucleotide messenger RNA. The record is from the annotation of a GenBank genome assembly. Lineage: Eukaryota; Dinophyceae; Prorocentrales; Prorocentraceae.